Messenger RNA from Oryzias latipes (Japanese medaka), 704 nucleotides. The record is from RefSeq and is a predicted model, not a curated record. NCBI's taxonomy places the organism in Eukaryota, Metazoa, Chordata, Actinopteri, Beloniformes, Adrianichthyidae.
AACCACAACGGACCUCCCUCUUUUUGUUUUAACUCUUCUGACACCUUUCUGAGGAUCCUAAUAAAUACCACCCCGACUGAUCUUCAGCCCAAACUCAAACCAAAGAUCAACCGUGAGGAUCACCUUCUUCUCCUUCAUCGUCUCCAGAGGAAUCCAUCAACAUGAGGACCGCCGCCAUCCUCCUGCUCUGCAUCCUGGGAGCUGCGCUCUUCUGCACCGUCUCCUGCAACAAUUCCAACGGUCCAGACAACUGCUGCUUCAAAUUCUUCCCAGGAACGUUGAGUCCCUCCAGAGUCCGUUCUUUCAUUCUCACUGAUGAUCGUUGUCCCAAACCUGGAGUCAUUUUAGUGACAAGAAGGAACCUCCACAUCUGCGUGGAACUGAGUGCCACCUGGGUUCAAGAUAUGUUCAAGAUAUGAGGACAUAGAGGAAAAAACUUAAUUUAUGCCGGCUGGAUGGCCCCAAUUUUGGUUGCCAUUUUUGUUGCACCUGUAAUGUUAGGUUGGGUUUGUGAGGGGCUGUAAGAUAGAGGGAGAGAGUGUCAACAGAGCUUUACCGUCCCUUAUAAUCUGGUGGAGAUGGAUGACAAUCUGCAGAGGUAGAUUACAUAAAAUCUUGGAUGGAUCUGAACUUCCUAUGUCUGGAUGAAAACAAAACUUACUUUUGCUUUGUUUUUUUCUUCCGUACAUUGCGGCAACAGCAAG